Delphinapterus leucas (beluga whale) is the source of this 769-nucleotide messenger RNA. The record is from RefSeq and is a predicted model, not a curated record. NCBI's taxonomy places the organism in Eukaryota, Metazoa, Chordata, Mammalia, Artiodactyla, Monodontidae.
AUGCUGUCAUCAGUGAUCAAGUGCGGGAGGGGCUCUCGUGGGGGAGAGGGAGGCCGGGACCCGACCCUUGGCUGGGGAGAGAGGUCCUGGCGGAGACUAGAGCGGGCCGAGAGCCGGGAGAGCCCUCCGGGGUCUGGGGGUGCCGGGCGGCUGUCUCUAACAGGUUAUUCCGGGGUAAGCCGGGCGCUGGGGCGGGCUCGGGCUUCGCAGGGGGCCGGGCGGCGCGGGGCGGGCCUGCGGGAGAGCACGCCCCCGCCCGCCCCGGGCCCGCCCCGCGCCUCCCGCCCGCUCGCCGGGGAGCCUCUGUCCCGGGCCUGGCCCGUGCGCGUCCGCCUGCUGAACCUGGGCACCGCCGGCCGCCUGGGCACGGGACUGGGCGGGAGCACUGACCUCGGCCUAGGAGGCCUGGGAUCCCCGAGCCGCCUGCACCCGCGGGGGCCUGGAAGUCGCACGCCCUUCCCGAACCUGUGCCCCUCGCCGAUCCUCGGCGGUGCGAGGCCAGGUGCCCCCCUCUUUCCCUCCCUUCUUUCCCUCCCCCACUCCGGUGCCCGCUGGAGGUCCCGCCCGCCCGCCCCCUCCGGCAGGGGUGUAGCUGGCUGCGGAGCUGACACCGGCUCCGCGGCCACCCUGUCCAAACUCUCCGGAAGCGGCCCGAGCCGACCGGGUACUCAGGCCGUCGCAGCUCCGGCGGACCCACUGUUGGACCCGAGGCGCCGGCCCACCUCCCGCGCCCAAACUUGGAGCACUUGACCUUUGGCUGUCUGAGGAG